AUGUCGUACUAUGAGCAGCAGCAGCUGAAAUCGACACUUUAUGCACUUAUGCAUGAGUGUCAUCACUCCCAAUCAAUUGAGUGGGAGAAGACUUCCGAACCUGAGAAGGACACUUGCAAGGGAAGUUCACUUAGGCCCGUGAAGGUUCUGUUCUAUCACGACUCUCAAAGUGAAGGUUACCAGAGCACAUGGCUCAAUGUAUCGAAGAUGAAUAACAUCAUAGUUAUUCUCUUCGUGGCAAUAGCAGUGGUUUGCGCUCAUGUCGGGCGCUUUGGUCCGGAAUUCCCAGGUCCUCAUGGACCUAGAGCCCCCGGUCCACGUGGACCUCCAGGACCUCCCUACCUUAGAUAUGUGAACCACUACGCACGAAGAGAAUAUCAGGAUAUAAUGAUGAACCGCAAGCUGACCUUUGCCGAGAAGAAAGCAAAAAUCGACGAGUGGGCUACAAAAUAUAAUGUAAAGAACAAUGUCGACGAAUUCAAUGCUGAGAUGACUAAGAAGAAGGAAGAAGCGGAACAGAAAGUUACCGAGCUUAUUGGAAAAUUGGCAGACGCGCAGAAAAAAGUUUCUGAACUUUUCAAAAAGAAAGAUCAGACUUUUGAGCAACUUUCUAAGGCUUUGAAAGAUCUCGUAAAGGAAGACCCUGAGGUAUACAAGGUCCUGAGAUUUGCUUUCCAUCAAUUCAUGAAAGUGCCAGGAGGACCAGGCGGACCAGGAGGACCAUGGGGACCAGUAGGCCCAGUCACGAUCAAAUAUGGCGAUCGCACAAAUUUCAAAUUUGCUGGUGUAGACUAG
Messenger RNA from Cylicocyclus nassatus, 795 nucleotides. NCBI's taxonomy places the organism in Eukaryota, Metazoa, Nematoda, Chromadorea, Rhabditida, Strongylidae. The record is from the annotation of a GenBank genome assembly.